Plasmodium knowlesi strain H is the source of this 4281-nucleotide messenger RNA. RefSeq names its product phosphoinositide-specific phospholipase C, putative. Gene Ontology annotation, cellular component: cell cortex. Gene Ontology annotation, molecular function: phosphatidylinositol-4,5-bisphosphate phospholipase C activity; protein binding; phospholipid binding. The transcript has 4 exons. The record is from RefSeq and is a predicted model, not a curated record. The coding region runs from base 1 to 4281 and encodes 1426 amino acids. Gene Ontology annotation, biological process: lipid metabolic process; maintenance of protein location in cell cortex; phosphatidylinositol-mediated signaling. NCBI's taxonomy places the organism in Eukaryota, Apicomplexa, Aconoidasida, Haemosporida, Plasmodiidae.
AUGAGCUUUAGUGAGAGUAUACCCCUAGAUACAUGCAAUGAAGAAAUACAAAAAGACGAUGAUGCAAUAGGUCUACUAUCGGAGAGCGGAGGGGAAGACAAAAAUGAGGAAUCUGAUUGGGUGAAGCAACAUGACCGAAGUAGAGGAGAGGGGGGGAACCCCAGGAAGAAGGAAAAAGAUUGCAACAAAAAGAACGCAGACGGUAUUGACUCUAAACUCGGAUUUGACAUAAAAAAUGUGUUGACACAUGCGUACCUCCCCGUGUGCAUAGAAAAAAUGAAAGAAGGAGAGUAUGUGUACAAAUGGAAUAGUAAUAAUAUUUUUCAAAAGAAGACAUUGAAAUUCUUUUACCUAGAUGUAAACAAUUAUUGCAUACGAUGGAAUUCGAAAAAAAAAAAAAAAAAAGUAAAAGAAAAUAAAAAUCCAACUUUAUAUAUAUGGGAUAUCAUAAAAAUAUUGGACGGAUCAGAAUCUUCCUUUUUUAAAAAAAAAGAAGAAGAAAAAAAUUUGUCCAUUGAAAUUAUUAGUGCCCAAAGGAAUUUGAGAAUUACUUUCCUCGACAUACAGAGAUGGAAGAUGUGGCUCUUUGGCUUGAUGUAUUAUCAGUACAAAUUUAUUAACAAAGGAUCCGGAAAAAAGAGAAUGAAGUCUUUCAUAUGUGAAGGGAAUAAAUUGUAUGAUAAUUACAUCAUAUCUGGUCUAAAGGAUAUUAAUGCUUUGACCCUCUCUCAGCUGUACAUUAUUCUGAGGAGCCUGAACAUUUAUUUGAACAUGAAAAUUUUGUAUCAUUACUUUUCAAUAUAUAAAAAUAAAGGUACUGUUAACUACGUAGGUUUUACCAAAAUUCUGGAGCACAUUUUUUCAAAUAAACAUAUUACCACAUAUUUUGAUGUGUAUAAGGGGAAAAAUUCCAGCUGUAUAGACAACAGGAACUUUAUCGAAUUUUUGAUUGAUGUGCAAUGUGAGGGGAAAUGUGAAGAGAGGAUUUUCACUGGGCGUGAAGUGGACCGCGAAUUCUCUAUCCACAAGGGGGCGUGCGGAAAGAAGGAACUACAGGCGUUGCCAUCGGGCCCUGUUAUUUCCACCUCGGUUGGCCAAAUGAAGGGAAGAGGAGAUACCGAUGAAGGAGUACGCCUUGCAAUGGAUCCUACCCUAAGGGGUGGUACAAAAAAUGCAGAAAAUAAAUCUAAGGGAAUCCAUCAGAUGAAGGAAGAAAAAUGUGAAUAUAACCCCAACGGUGAAGCCAAUUCCGUUGGUAAUCACAAACCAAGGGGAGACCUCGUCUCGAAUAAUUCUGUGAGGAACAAUUUUAGCAACUACCAAUGUGGUGGCACGAUUAUAAAGAAUAUGAAUAAGGAGGGGGUUAAUCAAAAUGAGUUCCACUUGGGUGUGGACACUUUACCAAAUGCAUUUCUCCUGCCGGACAAGUGGAUACGUCAAGAUGAAGACUACAUCACGGUGUUAAAUAUACUGAGAGAAAAGCUAGGUUUGGGUUCCGUAAAGGGAGAGAAAGGCGUAAAUCGGGAUGCUUUCGCAACCGGCGUGGGCUACCACAGCGAUACCCUCAAUGGGAAUAAAAGGUGGGACAGUACAAACAAUAGGCGCGGCUAUCGCAGCAAUCACAGUGGUCACAACAGUGACAGCGCUGAAAACGUCAAAAGGGGUAUUUCCUAUGGUGGAAAAUGCACCUCCCCAGAGGAGCACGAACGUAAUGCACAAAACGAAUCCUACUACAUUAGAGCCAAAGCAAUAUAUAAACUGUUAAACACGAUAAAGAAAUACAACAUCCCAUUUGUUAUGAUUAAUGAAGAUAAACAUUAUUUAACACAGAUCGGGUUGGUAUAUUUCCUGUUGUCAAAAGAAAAUAGUAUAAUGUGCCCAGAGUACUCCAAGGUUUAUCAAAAUAUGAAUUUACCACUAUGUAACUACUGGAUUAAUAGCAGUCACAACACAUACCUUGGCAGAAAGCAAAUCUUUAGCUCAAGCAAUAUCGAACAAUAUAUUUAUAUUCUGAUAGAUGGAUGUAGAUGUGUCGAAUUCGAUUGUUAUUAUUUUAACAAAAACAUCGUUGUUUAUCAUGGCUUCUAUGGAUAUAAAUUAACAUCUUCUAUCCUCUUCUGUGACACCCUCAUUGCAUGCAAGCUGUUCGGAUUUACAACCUCCCCCUUCCCCAUCAUCUUGUCGUUAGAAAUUCACUGCAAAAAUAAGCACAAAAAUUUAAUUGCUAAAAUAUUAAUAUGUAUUUUAGGUAAUCAGUUGUAUAUUCCAAAAAGUAGAGACGAAAUUAAUAACAUAACUCCACAUAACUGUAAAAACCGAUUUUUAGUAAAAUAUAAACAUUUUGAAAAUAAUGAUAAUUCGGGCUUCUACUUCAUCUUUGAGGGUCUACAGAGCGUCAUGUACGAUGAGCUCGGAUACAUUUCCGACAUCGUUGGCGAAGAGGAUGAGGAUACAGAGGAAGAGGAUGGUCAUAUGGGGGGCGUACACAACAACGUUCUCCGUGAUGGGAGCGCUGAAAGUGGUGAGAGUGACAAUAGUGAUGAAAAUCAUGUUUACAGAAACGACGAUGAUGAUGUGCAGAGAAACCAUAAGCACAGCUAUCGCAAAAGCCCAAAUCACCGUGAUGAUGAUGAUGACAUUGAGAAAAAAUUCGACUCGUACAUAAAAAACAGCAUUCAGAAGGGGUACAUCCACGAACGGAAAAAGCGAAACAUGUACAUGAGCAGUUUGUGCCAUGAUCCUGAUGCUGUGGAGGAGGAUCAGCGAGAUCAUUCGCCACGACGUGAUGUGAACCAUCAAGUGGUAAAGGGCACGAAGCUUUGGAGGAACAAAAAGGGAAAAGAUCAGAGUAGGUGGUCCACUCGGUUGGAAGAUGAUAAUAACCUAGGUAAUGCCCAUAUAAAUGGUACCCCUGAAGAAGGUGAUGAAAAUGCUGAUGGUGGUAUGGCCCCUUUGGCUAGCCAGAAAAUGGGAAAUAAAACGCACGGAGAUAGCGAAAAGAAAAUUGAAAAUCAAAACGCAAGAAAUAAUAACAUACUAAAUGAAUACUCCUGCUUGAAGGGAUACGCGUUUCAGAAUUUUUGCGAAAAUAGAACAUACAACGAAAUAUGUUCCAUUAGUGAAAAUAAGUUUAUCAAGUUGAUUAAGAAGAAUGAAGAUGAGAUAAUAAAAUAUAACCAGAAAACCUUGACGAGAGUGUACCCGUCUGGGACAAGACUGGCAUCCACAAAUUUUAAUCCACUGAUUUUCUGGAGCGCAGGAAUCCAAUUUGUGGCGUUAAAUUAUCAGUACAAUGGGCUUAGCAUGCUUCUGAACAAAGGAAGGUUUCUAGAAAAUGGAGGAAAGCACUCAGGGUACAUCCUAAAGCCAGAAAUUUUACGGUUUAAUGAAAAAAAGGAUUAUAGUAUUUUGCACCUCGAUCUGCAGAUACUGUCUUUGCACCAGAUAAACUUAUUAUUUUCCAUUAAAAAUAAAUACCAAGAGAAGAAAUUAAAGAAAAAAUUAUUCAAAAUGGAUAUGAUACAACAUAUUCAGACACACAAAAAAAUUAACAAAAAAACGAAAAAUUUUAAGCAUGUACAAAAAUUAGAGAAGGAAAAAAAAAAUUUCUUUUUCUCAGAUGUACAAUCUGAUGACAAUAAAAAAAUAAAAAAUAUAAGUCACGAAUUUCUCAUGAAAAAAUUUAACGAUAAUGAUAAUGACGUUAAUUAUAUUCAUAGUAAAUGUUCCAAUGUGGAGGAGAAAUAUGAGGAUAUGUUAUCAGAAUAUAAAUCCUUCCUAUUAUGUUCUUCCCUCUCGCACAGCAGUAGCUUUAACAGUUGUAGCAGCCAUACUACUGCAUCCAAUAAUGGUAAUACAGAUUCGACUAAGAAUACUUCAUCCAAAUCCAAAAAUAGGAGUUUUUAUCAAACUUUUGAGGAGUUGAAGAAGGCAAACAAUUUAUUUUUCUACUUGUAUGUCACUAUAUCCGUGCACGGCUACAAUGAAAACAAGUACUACUUCAAGACGGAGAUCGCCAAGGUUAACUUUUACGACCUCAACUAUUGUUGGUCAAAGCCAUCAAUGUUCCAAAUGAAAAUAAUGUACCCUUCACUGGCCCUCAUUGUGUUUGAGCUGAAAACUUAUGACACCGUAAAAAGCGAGCUCAUUGCUUGCGCCUGCUUCCCAGUUAAAUGCCUCCGAGAAGGCAUCCGAUUUGUUCCUUUGUGCGACAAGUAUUUGAAGGACAUAAAAGGAUCGGGCAUUUUGGUUAAUCUAAAAAUUGGCACAAACAACAGCUGA